Molecule: messenger RNA, 937 nt
Organism: Bombus pyrosoma
Lineage: Eukaryota; Metazoa; Arthropoda; Insecta; Hymenoptera; Apidae
Gene: RpL8
Product: 60S ribosomal protein L8
Exons: 5
Coding region: 110-883 (257 amino acids)
Biological process (GO): cytoplasmic translation
Cellular component (GO): cytosolic large ribosomal subunit; ribosome
Molecular function (GO): RNA binding; structural constituent of ribosome
Source: RefSeq, a predicted model, not a curated record
AUCAAACAUUUCGGCGGGGCAGGCUGUGCAACCAAUUUAAACUUUACACGUGACGUGAUUUCCGGUUGUGUCUUUCUCUGUUCGAUAUCGGUUCGGUCGGAUUUGAACCAUGGGUCGAGUGAUUCGCGCUCAGCGUAAAGGAGCUGGAUCUGUUUUCAGAUCCCAUACAAAAAGGAGAAAGGGAGCACCAAAACUUCGCUCCUUGGAUUUCUCCGAGAGACAUGGUUACAUCAAAGGUGUUGUGAAGGAUAUCAUUCAUGACCCUGGUCGUGGAGCGCCAUUGGCUGUUGUUCAUUUCAGAGAUCCGUACAAGUUCAAAACCCGUAAAGAAUUAUUUAUUGCUCCCGAGGGAAUGUAUACUGGACAAUUUUUGUAUUGUGGGAAAAAAGCAAACCUCCAAAUUGGAAAUGUGAUGCCUGUUGGUCAAAUGCCUGAAGGUACCAUUAUCUGUAAUUUGGAGGAAAAAACUGGCGACAGAGGUCGAUUGGCAAGGGCUUCAGGAAAUUAUGCUACAGUCAUAGCUCAUAAUCCCGACACAAAGAAAACCAGGGUGAAAUUACCAUCUGGCGCUAAAAAGGUUAUACCAUCCAACAAUAGAGCAAUGGUUGGUAUUGUUGCUGGUGGUGGACGUAUUGAUAAACCAAUUCUUAAAGCUGGUCGAGCGUAUCAUAAAUACAAGGCGAAGAGAAAUUGCUGGCCUAAGGUUCGUGGUGUUGCUAUGAACCCAGUUGAGCAUCCUCAUGGUGGUGGUAACCAUCAACAUAUUGGUAAAGCAUCCACAGUUAAACGUGGAACUAGCGCCGGUCGUAAGAUCGGUCUUAUCGCUGCUCGUCGUACAGGAAGAAUUCGUGGUGGAAAGACCGAUACUAAGAAAGACGAUUAGAUUAAAGAUUGAUUAAACCCUGAGACUUAUGCAAUAAAAUGUUUAAAAAGAUCA